Molecule: messenger RNA, 1548 nt
Organism: Hirsutella rhossiliensis
Lineage: Eukaryota; Fungi; Ascomycota; Sordariomycetes; Hypocreales; Ophiocordycipitaceae
Product: cytochrome p450 domain-containing protein
Exons: 4
Coding region: 1-1548 (515 amino acids)
Molecular function (GO): oxidoreductase activity, acting on paired donors, with incorporation or reduction of molecular oxygen; monooxygenase activity; iron ion binding
Source: RefSeq, a predicted model, not a curated record
AUGGAAAAUAGCUCCUCCGACACACCUUGGCAGUCUGCCCUCAGCGUGCCCAUCCCCGUCCCGGCUACUUGGCGCUUCCCCUCGACAUACUACGUCGCCGUCGCCGCGGCCUUGCUCGUUGCCUGGUUAAUACAGUCCAGGAAGCGGCACUGUACCCUCCCCGUUCCUCUUUACAAGGCCUCCAAGACCAAGUGGAUCUUUUCGGCAGAGACUCUCGUCAAGGAUAGCUACCGCAAGUUCCAAGACAAGGUGUACCAGAUUAGUGGCACCGAGGGGCCUCAACUCGUUCUGCCCUCCAACUAUGUCGGCGAGCUCAAGACUCUGCCCGAAGACGUCCUAAGUGCCAAGGAGGCCAUUGCCGAUGCCCUCCAAAGCAAGUACACAAAGUUCUCGCCCGGCCACAACGAUGAGCUCUUGACACUGCUCUUGCGGACCCGUCUGACGCAAAAUCUCGUCAAGCUCGCUCCCCAGCUCAAGGAAGAGCUCGAGUACAUUGUCGCCACAGAGUUCCCUGCCUGCGACGACUGGACCCCGGUGAAAUGGCACCCCUUUGCUCUGAGGGCCGUGACUCGCCUCAGUGGCAGGGCGUUUGUCGGCCCUGACAUAAACCGCCAGGAGCGGUGGAUGGACACGAGCAUCAACUUUGCCAUCCACGUCUUCAUGGCUGGCGCCAAGCUCCAAUUCUUCCCCGAGUGGGCGCGGCCCUUUACCCAAUAUUUCGUGUCGGACCUGGGCAAGAUUCGCCGCGACAUUGAAAACGCCAAAAACAUGAUUAGGCCAAUCCUGGAGGAGAGGAUCCGUGACCUGGACUCCCCGAGCUGUGAGAAGCCCCCCAACGACAUGAUGCAGUGGCUCAUCGAGGCCUUGCCCGACAAUGAAAAGGCAGACGUGCAGACGCAGGCAGAACUGCAGCUCGUGACUGCGGCGGCCUCGAUCCACACGACGCACGGCCUUCUCUGCGAGUGCAUAUACGACUUGGCGGCCCAUCCCGAGAUUCAGGACGAGUUGCGCAAGGAGGCUCAUCAGGUCCUCGAGGCGGACGAGGGCUGGAUGAGAAAGGAUAGCAUGGCAAAGCUGAAGAAGAUGGACAGCUUCAUGAGGGAGGUGCAGCGACUACGCGGAAACAUCGUCUCCUUCCUCCGCAAGGUUAUGAAGCCCAUCGCUCUCUCCGACGGCACUCAGCUGCCCGUCGGCACCCGCGUCGUUGCGCCCCUGGCCGGCAUCGCCCACGACGAGCGCUUCUUCCCCAACGCCGAUCAGUUCGAUCCCCUACGCUUCUACCACCUACGCCAACAGUCUGCCGAGGCCAACAACCGCCUGCAGUUCACGUCCAUCGGCGACACGUACGUCAACUUUGGGGCCGGCCGCCACGCUUGUCCCGGCCGCUUCUUCGCCGGCAACGAGAUCAAGCUGAUGCUCGCCCGCUUCGUCCUGGGCUACGACAUCCGGCUCCGGCCGGGUGACCAGAGGCCCAAGCCCAUGUCCAUUGUCAUGACCAAGUCGCCCAGCCCCGAUGCGGUGCUGGAGUUUCGGCGGCGACAGCCGUAG